AAGCACAAAAAUUGAGCAAUUGACAUUUGGUCAGCUUUUCACUCUCUUCUCCCACAUCUCCUUGUUCUCUCUCACGAACGCACUUUGGAUUUUCUACAAACAAAAAAGUUGUACUCCCCAACACUCUGUUGAAAGCUUUUGCAAAGCUUGUUCUGAUUUUGACUCCAAAACUCGCACUUUCAGAUCGAUGUCCUCCGACCCACAAAGGAAAGGAUUGAAGAUUUGGAUAAGUUGCUUUUGUACUCUAAAAGGGUUGAGUAUAAGAUGUGAAGUGAAUUGUUAACAGUGAUACUUGGUAAAUGGGGAUCCAGACUAUGGGAUCUCAGGGUGGUGGAGAUAGUAAUGGAAAACUGUCACAAUUUCAGCCUCUGGUGCGGCAAAACUCAAUGUACAGUCUCACACUCGAUGAGGUUCAGAAUCAGUUAGGUGAUUUAGGGAAGCCACUUAGUAGCAUGAACCUUGAUGAGCUUCUAAAAAAUGUAUGGACCGUUGAGGCUAGCCAGUCCAUUGAUGUGGACAAUGACGGCACAGCACACACUAGUCAAGCUGCACUGCAGCGUCAGGCUAGUCUGUCAUUAACUGGUGCACUAAGCAAGAAGACUGUAGAUGAGGUUUGGAGAGAUAUCCAACAAAACAAAACCAAUGAGGAGAAGAAGUUCCGAGACAGACAACCUACUUUGGGAGAAAUGACAUUGGAGGACUUUUUGGUGAAAGCAGGUGUUAUUUCAGAAGCAUCAUCUAAUAGAAAGAAUAUUGGUACUAUAGCUGGGGUCAAUUCGAACAUCGCAGCACCACAGUUUCCUGCGCAAGGUCAGUGGAUACAGUAUCCACAAGCACAAUAUCAGCAUCCACAACAGAGUUUAAUGGGGAUAUACAUGCCUAGCCAGGGUUUGGCACAGCCAUUACACAUGGGUGCUGGUGCUUCGUUGGAUGUUUCAUUUGCUGAUAGUCAAGUGGCAUUGCCUUCACCUCUGAUGGGAGCGGUGUCAGAUGCACAGACACCUGGAAGAAAAAGAAGCACUCCGGAGGACAUGAUGGAGAAGACUGUUGAGAGGAGGCAGAAAAGGAUGAUCAAGAAUCGGGAAUCUGCUGCUCGUUCAAGGGCAAGGAAACAGGCUUACACAAAUGAACUGGAGAAUAAAGUUUCGCGUCUAGAAGAGGAAAAUGAAAGGCUGAGGAAACGAAAGGAGCUGGAGAAGAUGUUGCCAUGUGCACCACCUCCUGAACCAAAAUAUCAACUUCGCCGAAAUGCGUCAGCUCCAUUCUGAGAUCUGUACCUAGAUGUAGAGGUUUGUAGAUAUGAGUAUGAGGGAAUGCUCCUUGUGGCUUACUGUAGGUUGAAUGUGGUAUCUCAGCAAUUGCUAUGUGAUGCAUUUGCAUCCAAUGGCUUGCUUUUAAUUGUCAUUAGGUUCUUCAUAAUACAACUUUGAGGUUCUUUUUUUAAAAAUAUUUAUGGCAAAUGUUGUAGUUUUACCAUUCAAAAUAGUCUUUUUAAGCGCCUUAGGGAU
This is a messenger RNA of Abrus precatorius (Indian licorice), 1508 nucleotides long. Its product is annotated as ABSCISIC ACID-INSENSITIVE 5-like protein 2. The transcript is spliced from 4 exons. The record is from RefSeq and is a predicted model, not a curated record. Bases 300 to 1268 code for a protein of 322 amino acids. Gene Ontology annotation, biological process: positive regulation of DNA-templated transcription. Gene Ontology annotation, molecular function: DNA-binding transcription factor activity. Lineage: Eukaryota; Viridiplantae; Streptophyta; Magnoliopsida; Fabales; Fabaceae. Gene Ontology annotation, cellular component: nucleus.